AUGGGACAUCCUUUUUUGAUGCGUGGGAUGAUCCAUUCCUAUGCCCGAAAGGGUCUUGCUUUUGCCUUUAUUGUCGCCGUGUCUUCAACUGUGUCGUUCAAUGUGUUUUACGUAUGGCCUCGCUAUAGGAAGUACGAAGAGUUCUUUAAGAACUACGAUCCGUAUUUGCGCAUGAAGGAGAUUUGCGCUGAAGGAACCGGGUACAUGCACACAUGUCCCAAGGAUCUAGCGAAGAUGUACGAGGAAAAAGGAAAGAAAAUUGCUCCUCUGUAG
Messenger RNA from Angiostrongylus costaricensis, 273 nucleotides. The record is from the annotation of a GenBank genome assembly. Lineage: Eukaryota; Metazoa; Nematoda; Chromadorea; Rhabditida; Metastrongylidae.